UAAGUAUUUCUUUGUCAUAAUUGAAUCACGUCAUAGUUGUUAUACGUCACACUAAUUUCAUUGGAUAUCUAUGACGUCAUAAUACUUGGCCUUUCGUUGUUAGACAGAAUGGGUCUAAUUCACAGUUGCUUGGAAAAAAGAAGCAAUAAAGUAGGUAUCCUUUCAGAGGAAAUGUCUGCCCAUAAGAAAAUCGAGAAGGAGAUCGAAAAUGAAGUAUUGGAAGGGAAAUUUCACAACAAAACUGUUUCCUGGAAAAUGUUUUGCGUUGCUUCCCUUGGAGGUAAAGAAGCUGACACUGGCACCGAAAACAAGAUGUCCGAUGUCGUGAAAACUAAGGAUGGCAUGGCGUUCAACAUCGAAUUCAAAUCAAGGGUUCCAAAACUGCCACCUAUCAAAAUUAGGUCAACGUCUAAUGUUGUCCAAAAUGAAGAGCAUGGAAACUGGAAAGAUGAAAAAGAGAAACUCCUGAAGAAGAAGCAAGACAGGGCAAAUGCUAGACGCAAAGAAAUUUUGAACAAGAGGAUAAUGGCCGCCCAAAGACCAAAGACAGCAAGAACUAGAGAUGGAUCAACAGUUUCCAGCUUCCAAGAGCAUUAAAGAAAAUAUGUCUGGAACAAAUUUUUCAGCUGUUUGAAGUUAAUUAGAUCUAUAUAGGAAUCAAAAAGAUACCAAAACUGUUAAUCGUGAUUUGUAUUUUAUUCAAUGUGUGUUCUUUAUAUACCUCACCUUUGAACUUCCUUCAAGAAUUCAUCCCAUAUGAGUAUCCAUAUAUAUGGAACUUGCAUUGCUGAUGAAAUUCAUCGAAUUGGAUUUAAAAACUGAUCUUCAAUGAGUUAUGAAGAACGCAUGCUGGAAAGUCCGUCAAACAGUUAGUUUACGAUGUCUCUUUGUGCAUGUAUGUAUAAGGCUCCCAAUGAACGGGAUUCCUUGUUAAAUUACAUGUAUUUUAGAUUUUCAGUACUACAUCCACUUAAAUCAUAUUCUUUCUUCUUUUUU
Molecule: messenger RNA, 996 nt
Organism: Saccostrea cuccullata (small rock oyster)
Lineage: Eukaryota; Metazoa; Mollusca; Bivalvia; Ostreida; Ostreidae
Exons: 2
Coding region: 109-597 (162 amino acids)
Source: RefSeq, a predicted model, not a curated record